Molecule: messenger RNA, 1905 nt
Organism: Stylonychia lemnae
Lineage: Eukaryota; Ciliophora; Spirotrichea; Sporadotrichida; Oxytrichidae
Source: the annotation of a GenBank genome assembly
AUGAAGAAUCAAUCUCACUUACAAAGAGGGAGAUAAUAUUUCUCUUAGAACACCUUAAUAUUAAGCCUUGAUCAGUAGAAAUUCACAAUUCAGAUAGGACAGAACUUUAUUUUCAAAUUAAAUGCCAAGAACGAUGGUCAAUGUAACCUAAAUCGAGGAAACAAAUCACUCAAAACUUUCAAAUAGAACUUCCUUAAAGCUGCAAAAUUAAAGAGGAUCCAUCAAAAUGAAAAUAGCAUUAGAUAAAGUGAGGAUACAAAAUAAUCUACUAAACAGAGUAGCCAAAUAAUUAAUAAUCAGCACCAUGUUACUACCAUGUCUUUAAACAAAUAAAUUCUAUUCAAAAGGAAAGCAAAACCCUUGAUUGAAAUAGAUGAUGAGACAAGAAUGAUGCUAAACUAGGAUCAAGAAAGGAUUCUAGAUGUAGCUAAGAAUUUUAAGCAUAAUGAAAUUAAAGAUAAGCUAUAAGAGCUCCUUGAUAAGUCACAGAUUUAAUCUUCUCUAGAUACCUAAAUAUAUCGUCAUGGAAAAGAAAAGGAAAACUUAGAGUAGUAAAAAGCAAAGACUAUCCAAGCACAGGCAAAAAUUAGAUAAUUUUACCAAAGGCAAAAAGACAAUAAAUCGUUUGAAUAAUUCUCUUAAAAGCCUAAGGAGCCAUCAGUUGCCAAAAUGCUAAUUGCUGGAAAUGAAGCUUAUGUUGGAGACAUGAUUGAAGGAAUAAGGAAGAAGAUUGGUUUUUACAACAGAAAGUAACAAAAUAUGAGUAACUUAAUUAAUCUCUGCAUCAAUAAGCAGAGCCAUUCGAAAUCUUUUACAGAUUUAAAAUAGAGUAGAUAAGACAAUACCUCACCGCCUAUCAAUAAACAUUAUGCCAACUUAGGAUUUACACAAGAUGAUUCUUUUUAGCUAAAUGAUGACUCAUCGAAAGUGUCUCCUACAAAAAAAGAUUCAACUUUGGCCUAUGAGUAAAUUGAAAAAGUCGUUGAUAGAGUAAACCUAACUUUUGAAAAAAGACAAUAGCAAGUAUAAAAUCUCUAAGAAAUUAUGAGGAAAAAAGUUGAAAUAAGACCAAAUUAAGAUCUUAUGAAAAUGUAGCAAUUGCUUAAUACUUUGAAUCAAAUCGAAACCGAGUAGGAAAGAUAAAUGCAAAAACCUCCUAUAAACAUCCUCGAGGAUUCUUAAUAAAAUUCCAUACUUUAAAAAGACUUCUUUUAGUCAUUGGCAAAAGAUAAAAAGACCUGGGAGGUACUUAUUAAAGAUGAUGACUUUGAGGAACUAGUUUAAGAUAUGUCUAGUCAUUAUGGUUAUCACCCAGAGAUUAUAAAUGAAGAUAAUUUGUAUGAGAAAUCAAGGAAAUAUGGCUAUUUUAUGCGCAAAAAGAAGCAAUAGUAAAAUGCAAUUCAUAAUCUAGAGCAUGGGAAUGCAGACCUAAAUGACAAUAAAACUUAGAUAGGUGUUAAAGAUUUAAUGAAAGAUACGAGAAUGGUUGAAAGAUACUCUAGAUACUUAAACAGAUGUUUGUUUAUGAACAAAGACCCAUUUAUGAAAAAGAAACAUCAAUCUUAUUUACUCAGAAAUCAGCCAAAACAAGGUGAGAAUUUCUUCGAAAGAAUGGACAGAGAUUAGAUAGUAAGAGAAUUUAGAAAACAAUCUUUGAUUUAGCCUCAGGAAUCAUCAUCAAAAUCUAAAGAUGAAAUGGCAAGAAGAAGCCGAGUAUAAUCUAGUAGAAUCUAGACUCGUAAUGAUGCUGCUAAAAUGACAUUCAAUUCACUUAAUGAAAGCAGGAAAAAACAAAGACAUACUUUGAAAGUAGAGUCGUUGAUAAAUAAAAAUUUAUUCAUGAAAAUUUUUGAAGUACCUUCCUAGAAAAAUGACAAUAAUGAGGACUUAAAUAACAGUUUAUGA